This is a messenger RNA of Camelina sativa (false flax), 921 nucleotides long. Lineage: Eukaryota; Viridiplantae; Streptophyta; Magnoliopsida; Brassicales; Brassicaceae. The record is from RefSeq and is a predicted model, not a curated record.
AGGUUCCCUUUGGCUGUUCGGAUGAUGGUGAGUAUGUGGCGGCUGAACAGCGGCGAUAUGCUUGUCAGCGAGGUUUGUAGAAUGGAAUCAUGUAAUGCGGGUGAGCUAAGGUACCACUUGGGGAGGAUGGGUGAUGAGUCUUGGUCGGAGGAUGGGUAAGCGGCGAAAGGGUUUGCAAAGGUUCUCCGGUGGUAUCUAGGAAGGUUUCAGAUCCGACGGAUCUGUGUGGUUUAAUGAGACAGUUCUCAGAUUUUGAGGAGAAACAAUAUUUAGAGGUGAGAGCCUCAUCUUUUACUAGCUUAGGCGCUUGGAGGAAGAACCGAGGAAGAGAAAGAAGAUGACUCGCCGAAAGACACCAACUAGUUCCAUCGGAAGCCUCGGCCGCGACAAAACGGGGAUGCAAAAUGUUUAGAGUGAAUGAAGAAACUAUGAGCCAAAGAAGUGAGAACGUUGUGAAAAAGCUUUGAGAUGGCUGGAUCUCCCGACGCCGGCGAGACAUGCCGUCGCCGGCGUCGGAAAACAUUGCUGAAAAGACUGCCUCGAUAAUGGUGCCCGAGAGAGUGGAAUAUAUGGUAUUUCCCAAUAACGUAUCUUGUCCCCGAGAGGUUAGUAAGUGUAUUGUUAAGGCUACUAUAUUAGCCAUCGAUAGCGAUAUGGGUUGGUAUUAUUGGAGCUGUAAGGAUUGCUCCAAGAAGGUUGUCCCAGUCCUUCUUGAUGGCCUCGACGAGGAUGAGGCUGUUGACAUCUUACCAAUGGCUUUCCAUUGUACCCGAUGCAGACUCGACAAUCCCAUACUUGUGCUAAGGUAGAAAAUGUUUAUUUUUUAGGUUUAAGAAAUUCGAAAUAAUUAUUGUUUGACUAUAGGUUUAAGUUACACAUUCAUGUUACUGAUCACACUGGGAACACCAAUUUCCUCCUUUU